AUGCUUGAUGAUGUUCCGGCGCUUGAAGACCUCGUGACGAAUAUACUGGAAUAUGGCCAAAUCUGGAAAGGCGAUGGCUUAUUCGAUAGUGGUCUUGAUGGUGAGAAUGGAGUUAUACUCUCAGCUCGACACUAUAAAAAGUAUAUUCAGAAAAGUACCCAACGCGAGGGUUUUGCGAUUGAUCGUGUUACGGAUAAAAGAUCGUCAAGGGCCCAAAUAGGCAAAUUCAAGACACUAUCAAUGAUCGAUCGGUUUGGACGUCGAUUGUCUCAGGCAUUUGCUGAGACUGCCCAGGGCGAAGUAUACUUUUUCACCCGAUCAGGGUUGGAUAGAACUGCUUUUCCAGGUACUACGGUAUGGAGAGGUUGGGAAUACCCUGCUCUUACUCGAAAUCCCCGAGUCACCAAGAUCAUCCAAGUGGACCCCUUCAAGGAGGGAGAUCUGGGCCAUACAAUUUGGACUCCCGAUCAGGGCCCAUCUCGGAACCCCCCGAAGUCGGGGAAUGUGGCGUGGAAUAAGGUCUGGGGUUUGCGUUAUUACGCACCACUUGUCAGCAAUUGUGUUUGUCUUCCCUGCACAGGACUCAUGGGGAAAGGACAGUUUUUUGAACUACAACGCUUUGGAUCGGGUUGGUAG
Molecule: messenger RNA, 636 nt
Organism: Aspergillus oryzae RIB40
Lineage: Eukaryota; Fungi; Ascomycota; Eurotiomycetes; Eurotiales; Aspergillaceae
Exons: 1
Coding region: 1-636 (211 amino acids)
Source: RefSeq, a predicted model, not a curated record